UAGUUAUUUACAUGCUGUGGGACAAAAAGUUUGGAAACGAUGGAAGAAACGUUAUUUUGUUCUUGUUCAGGUAAGCCAAUACACAUUUGCUAUGUGUAGCUACAGGGAGAAGAAAGCUGAGCCACAGGAACUGAUGCAACUUGAAGGAUACACCGUGGAUUACACUGAUCCUCAGUCAGGUCUUCAGGGUGGUCGUUGGUUCUUCAAUGCAGUUAAAGAAGGGGACACUGUGGUAUUUGCCUGCGAUGAUGAGCAAGACCGAAUACUGUGGGUGCAAGCAAUGUACAGAGCAACAGGACAGUCUUAUAAACCCAUUGUUUCCAACCAUGCUCAGAAAUCAAAUCCAAAAGGUAUAAAUGCUCACAUGGAAGCUCCUUUGCCAAGCACAGAUCGUGGCCAGAGACAUGGAAUGGAUGAGUUUAUUUCUGCUAAUCCCUGCAGAUAUGACCAUGCCUCCCUUUUCAAAGUACUGCAGCAGCAAACAUUGGAA
Molecule: messenger RNA, 490 nt
Organism: Staurois parvus
Lineage: Eukaryota; Metazoa; Chordata; Amphibia; Anura; Ranidae
Source: the annotation of a GenBank genome assembly